Molecule: messenger RNA, 642 nt
Organism: Alternaria hordeiaustralica
Lineage: Eukaryota; Fungi; Ascomycota; Dothideomycetes; Pleosporales; Pleosporaceae
Exons: 1
Coding region: 1-642 (213 amino acids)
Source: RefSeq, a predicted model, not a curated record
AUGGGUGCGUAUGUCUCGACCGCGAACGGAGGCUGGGUCAAUCAACGUAUACCGGAUGACACGACCAUCGAAAUCUAUAAGAAAUACAACACUCUCAUGAUCAAAGCAUACCGCUCCCCUACUCACCCCGAAGAGAAUGCCCGAUACAAGGCCCACAUGUCACAGCAGCUAUCUGAGCUUGAGCAACGCAUGAAAGAUGAUGGCUCUGACCCGAGGGAUAUCUUCUUUGUGAACAGAAUGCUUCGUGCUGGCAUGUUCCGCGUGGACCUAAUGUGUGUUGGUCGAACCGAAUUCGGACCUAAUGGAGCCCUGUUUGGCGCAACGGACGUCGGACCUCGUUGGACACAGGAAGAAUGGACUCUAUACCAGGAAACUUGGAAAGCCUUAAUCGAUUCAUUCCCUGUUCAAGCGAUACUUGCACAGGAGAUAGAUCGCGCUCUCGUUCUGUCUAAAUCCAGCGGCAUUGACCAACGGAAGUUCUACCAGAUCAGAAUGGGCGAUUCGCUGAUAGUAGUACCAAUGCUUGGUUUGGGACUAGACACCGACGACCUCACAGUCCGCAAGGCCAUCGAGGCUCUUCGUGAGUGGGAUCCAGAAUUCUAUAGCCAAGGCGUCAAAGGACAUGAAAAGGAACAACACUAA